This is a messenger RNA of Cotesia glomerata, 2305 nucleotides long. It is a transcript of the gene RN-tre, whose product is annotated as USP6 N-terminal-like protein. NCBI's taxonomy places the organism in Eukaryota, Metazoa, Arthropoda, Insecta, Hymenoptera, Braconidae. Bases 546 to 2279 code for a protein of 577 amino acids. The record is from RefSeq and is a predicted model, not a curated record. The transcript is spliced from 8 exons.
AUACACCCAUUAAACAUAAUCAGAAGCAGACACACUUGAUUCUUAAUAUUCUUGAUAAUAAAUAAAAAAAGCCAUGUACAAUCUACAGUUGAGUUUACAGUACUCGUACUCGGUACCUACUACAAACUACACAGCAGCAUAAAUAUUAAGUGAAGAAAGUUAGAAAAGAGUUUUAGUUGGCAAGAGCAAGACCAAGGCCUCAAUUGUAUUUAAGUUUGUUGCUACAACUGAUAUAAUUAUAAGCGGAAAAAAUAUUUUUUAUCACAAUUCACAAUCCUCAAGCGCAUGAAGAUAAACCAACAAUAAAAGUGAUUAAUAAAUAAUGAAUAAAAAUAAAUAUGAAAUAAGGAUGCUAGUGACAUAAGUGUCGUGAUUAAUAGUCCAGCUGCAAGACAAUAAAAAUCUCAUCGAGUUUAAUUAAUGAAUAGUUAUUUAUUAUUUAAAUAAAUAGUUGUUUAGGUACUUGUAUUUAUUUAUUAUUAGUAAUAUAUAUGUAAAUAAUCCGGUAUGUUUGUGCUGAUACCGUUGGUGAAUAUUACUGUGGGAUGAAUGAGGAAGAGCUAUUAAAACGAUCCGCUGCUGAGCGGGACAGAAUAUUCAGCUGUUACGAUCGUGGUAGAGAGAAUGGUGCUCAGAUUAAUUCGUGGGAAGAUCCUGGGUAUGAAGUUUAUCAUACAACAGAUAGAUAUGGUUUCAUCCAUGAUAAAAGAUUGCCACGUAAAUUGGAGACCAACGAGAUUAAAAUGCAUCAGGUUGAAAUGGAGCGAGUAAAAAAGUGGGAGAAAAUGACAAAACAUUGGGAAAGUCCGGUUACCAAAGAAAAAUUAAGAAGAAGGGUUUACAAAGGGAUACCGGAUCGUUUCAGAGGACAAGUUUGGUCACUAUUACUUGGUAUUCAGACACUGAAACAGGAACAGGCUGGAAAAUAUGAGGAGAUGCUGCAGCUUGCCAGACAGUGGUCCACUGAAAUUCGACAAAUUGAUGCUGAUGUUGCUCGACAAUACCGUGAUCAUAUUGACUACAGAGAGAGAUAUAGCAUUAAACAAAGAUCAAUGUUUUACGUACUAGCAGCUUACAGUAUGUACAACAUGGAAGUAGGAUACUGUCAAGGAAUGUCAGUUUUAGCUGGACUAUUAUUAUUAUACAUGAAUGAAGAAGAUGCCUUUUGGGGAUUGUCUAUCCUACUCGCAGAUAAGAAGUACAGCAUGCAUGGACUUUAUAUUGAGGGGUUUCCAAAAUUAAACCGAUUUAUUGAGCACCAUGAUAAAAUAAUGAAUAAAUUUCUUCCGAAAUUAAAACGCAAAUUAGACAAAUGCGAAUGUGACUCGAUGCUUUAUGCGUUUAAGUGGUUUUUUGUUGUAUUUCAAGAACGCACACCGGUUAGUCUUGGUCUUCGUAUUUGGGAUAUAUUCCUGUUAGACGGGGAUCGCAUACUACCAGCGAUGGCGUACACGGUAAUGAAGCUUCACAAACGGUAUCUAAUGCCGUUAGACAGUCUCGAUGAGUUCUGUAACUAUUUACAAGUUAAAUUGGAAAAAGACUUUCGCUUUGACGAUGACACUGUUAUCACUUCAGUUGAACGUAAUAUGGAAGAACUGAAACGUAGUAAAUUAGAUUAUCCUGGAGCGCCAAUGCCACAUGAAUUACCACGAUUUCCACCUGGAACUUUUAAAGAACCUACUUUUACUAGUAAAGUUGGAAUACGAGCUGAAGAAUUCAGUGAAGCCCAAACAGUUUUGCGGGAUUCAGUGGCUCAACGUAGAGAGAUGGCGAGCCUAGAGGACCCACGAGGCAGCCCAAUACCAGGAGACCCACCUAGUAGCAGCGACCUUGGUGACGAUGUACUUGCAGGAAGUAAAUUCUCGUUCGAUCCAAGCCUGGAUGACGGUGGAUCACCUAGCGGAUCGAGACGUUCUCUAGCCGAUACAUCGGUUACUUCAACGGCAGACCUGUCGGUCUUUAGCUCAGCAACAAGAUCUCAAGCCCUGGAUAAUAGUCUUGAUACUCAGAGCAAUUUAUCCGUCGGCAGUUCUAAUAGUGGAGGACUUCCUACGCCUCGUGCGACUCCCCAUCAUCCCAGUCCGGAUAUUGUUCGGAUUUACGUACCUUAUUCACCACUAUCACCGGCCUCUUACGAAGAGGAUCUACAACGCACUCUUCCUCAUGUUCUUGAGACAAAUAAAAUUCGCAUAAAAAUAGAUCCCGACGAAACGCCAAUUGUUGAAAAUCUUAAACCUUUUUCUCUCGAGAGUCCUGAAGUUGAAUUAGACUUGAAAUAAAUUAGACACUUGUUAAUUAAUUACAC